This is a messenger RNA of Cataglyphis hispanica, 3594 nucleotides long. It is a transcript of the gene Top3alpha, whose product is annotated as DNA topoisomerase 3-alpha. The transcript has 11 exons. The record is from RefSeq and is a predicted model, not a curated record. Gene Ontology annotation, molecular function: DNA binding; DNA topoisomerase type I (single strand cut, ATP-independent) activity; zinc ion binding. NCBI's taxonomy places the organism in Eukaryota, Metazoa, Arthropoda, Insecta, Hymenoptera, Formicidae. Gene Ontology annotation, biological process: DNA topological change. Gene Ontology annotation, cellular component: nucleus; chromosome. The coding region runs from base 209 to 3481 and encodes 1090 amino acids.
CUGCAUACUUUAGAAAAACCUAAUUUUGGAGCGAAUUUAAUCUGUUAUCGGAAAGAUGUUUUUAUUUUCCUCAAAUAUCAUAUUUAUUCCAACUAUAUAAUUAAUUAAGAAAAUUGAGUGUCAACAUCAUAUUUACAUGUGUUUCGAACAUUUAAAUUAGUUUACGAAUUUUCAACUGAAAAUUAUUGACAAUGUCGAAAGUUGUGUUAUGGCUUUUCUCAAAUUGUAUAAUAUCGUAUUAAAUUGUACAAUAUUUUAUAAUCUGACAUUUAAAAGUACAGUCAGCAACUUGUCCAAACUUAUAAACGCCUCUUAUUCGAUAAACCGAUACUAUUCAAAGUGUAACAUGAAAGUUCUUAAUGUUGCUGAGAAGCAUGAUGCUGCUAAGAGUAUCGCUGCUUAUUUAUCACGCGGUACGAGCAGAAAGAGGGAAGGCUUAUCUGUAUAUAAUAAAAUUUUUGAAUUUAAUGUACAACUAUGGGGCCAAAACUGUCAAAUGGUGAUGACAUCUGUAUCCGGCCAUUUAUUAGGCUACGAAUUCACAGGAGCUUAUCGUAAAUGGCAGGGCUGUCAUCCGCUAAGCUUAUUUGAUGCUCCAGUAUCCAAACAGUGCUCGGAAGAAAGUUAUAUAAAGAUUAAGAAAACCCUGGAACGAGAAAUACAAUCUUGCAAUGCAUUGAUUAUUUGGACAGAUUGUGAUAGAGAAGGAGAAAAUAUAGGUUUUGAGAUUAUACAGGUCUGCCAAGUGAUUAAGCCAAAUAUUCGUAUAUAUAGGGCAAAAUUCUCAGAAAUCACAAAACAGUCUAUCGAAAGAGCUCUGACAACUUUGGGGGAACCAGAUAAGGCGAUAAGUGAUGCUGUAGAUGUAAGAAGCGAAUUAGAUUUAAGAAUUGGUGCUGCAUUCACGAGGUUUCAGACCUUGAGAUUGCAGAAAGUGUUUCCCAAUACUCUUGGAGAUAUGCUUAUCAGUUAUGGUAGCUGUCAAUUUCCGACGCUUGGAUUUGUAGUUGAAAGAUUUCUAGCCAUCGAUCGAUUCAAGUCUGAACCAUAUUGGAAGAUAAAGGUAAUAGACGAUCGCGAUGGAGUAUCAAUAGAAUUCAGAUGGGCCAGAGUAAGAUUGUUCGAGAAGAUGCCUUGCCAGAUUUUUUUGGAUAUGUGUUUGGAACGGCCGGAAGCUACAGUGGAAAAAGUAAUAUGCAAACCAAAAAGCAAGUGGAGACCUUUGCCCCUGGAUACCAUUGAAUUAGAGAAGCAAGGUUCCCGUAAAUUGCGCUUAAACGCAAAAGAAACAAUGAAAAUAGCAGAGAAAUUGUAUACCCAAGGUCUCAUUAGUUAUCCACGCACUGAAACUAAUAUAUUUCCAAAAGAAUUAAAUCUGGUACCAUUAGUAGAACAACAAGUAAAUCAUCAGGCAUGGGGUGAUUUUGCACAAGGUUUAUUGGAAUCUGGGAUAACUCCCAGGCAAGGAAAAAAGACUGAUCAAGCGCAUCCUCCUAUCCAUCCCACAAAAUUCACUGAUAGUUUGCAAGGAAACGAAGCAAGAGUCUACGAAUUUGUAGUUCGACAUUUUUUAGCUUGUUUAUCAAAGAAUGCGGAAGGCCGUGAAACAACGGUGGAAAUUGAUAUAGCGGGAGAAAAAUUCACGGCUAAUGGUUUGGAAAUCAUAGCAAGGAAUUAUCUUGACGUGUACAUAUACGAUAAAUGGAACGAUAAGCAGAUUCACUCUUAUGAGCAGAGGCAAGUUUUCAGACCGACCAGCAUAGACAUGGUGGAAGAGAAAACUUCAGCGCCGAAUUUGCUGACUGAAGCCGAAUUGAUCGCGCUGAUGGAUAAACACGGCAUUGGCACAGAUGCCACUCACGCCGAACACAUUGACACCAUUAAAUCUAGGCAAUAUGUAGGCUUAACAGAUAAUCAACAUUUUAUGCCGGGCAAGUUGGGAAUUGGUUUGGUCAUGGGAUACGAUAAUAUGGGAUUCCAAAUGUCUAAACCACAUUUGCGUGCGAGUUUAGAAAAAGAUUUAAAAUUGAUAUGCCAGCGUCAGAAAGAUCCGAAUGAAGUGUUACGAGAUCAAAUCGACACAUAUCGCGAAGUGUUCAAAGUGGCAAUGGAACGUGCUAAUAUGAUAGACGAUGCUUUAGCACAGUAUCUUGAUGAGAGACCUACUCAAACCGAACAAGUACAAUUUUCUUUGGUCACAGACGUCGCUAUUUUCAAAUGUCCGAAGUGCGGGUCUAAUAUGGUUUUGAAAGAAAGAAGGCAAGGCAAAGGAAAAUAUAUUAGUUGCAUGGGAUAUCCAACAUGUCUCAAUGUGAUCUGGUUCCCAGAAGCUAUAAGAGAUGUAGAGGUUUUAAAUGAAACAUGCGAUCAGUGUACAGGAAAUGUCCACAAAUUGAAAUUCACAUUAGUCCGAAAUGUGAUACCUUUAUAUGGUACAUCAUAUAUAACUUGUAUAAGUUGUGAUACUACAUUCAAUGAAGUAUUAAACAUAAAACAGGAUUGUAUCAGACAAACUGAAAGACCAAAUACUGUUCACAAUAAUGCAUCGAGCUUCACUUCUACUUCAAGUACAUCCCAAUCGCAUACAACUCAACGACAACAGUCCGUUUCUAAUAAUACAAGAUCUGUUCAAAGCAAUAAUAAUAUUGACCCGAUCGGAACUUUUGGCAUAUCUGAAAGACGCGCACAAAACCAUAAUUUUAACGUUUCUCGACCGAAUAGGCCGAAUAUCGUUCGCGAAAGUGCUACAGCAUCAAAUAAUAGAGAAAAUUCUACUUCUUGGAUUAAUACACAUAACUUAAACAAUUCAUCGGAUCAACCUGCGCCUAGAAAUUCACGCUACGUCAUGGACAAUAAAAUUAGUGCAUGGGGUAAUAUUGACAAUAAUGCAGAGAUUAUGUGCAAAUGUCAUGAGACUGCGAUUCAAUUAACAGUAAGAAAGGAAGGACCAAAUAAAGGACGGUUGUUUUACAAAUGUGCUAAACCACAAGGUAAUGGCUGCGAUUUUUUCUUGUGGGCAUCUGAUAGCGCCGAAUCUGAAGAUGGAGCGAGUUCGAGUCGGGUAUCUAAUCUAGAUAGAAACGAUGUUAAUGCUGGUCAUUUUUCUCGUACAAAUACCUUUAACAAUGAUUGGGGAAAUUCAUCGACGAACGAUACGAUUGUGUGUCAGUGUAAUCAGCCCGCUCGAAAACUAACAGUUCAAAAAGAUGGCCCUAAUAAGGGACGACAAUUUUAUGGAUGUCCAAAAGGUAUGAACUCCACUUGUAAUUUUUUCAAGUGGGCAGACGAGAAUGAUAUCGAUAAUCGUGGAAAUACAGAUUGGAAUAAUUUCACUGUAAAUAGAGGAGGUAAUCGAACUAAUAGCAGAGUCCCUCAAAGAGGUAGUGCUCCUAAAAAGCCUAGACUUGCUGGUGGUAAGAGAAAGUGCGGGAAUUGUGGAAUCGAAGGACAUACAAAAAACAGAUGUCCAGAAAAUAUGUGACAUUAAUGAGUGAAUUUUCUUCAAUACAGUGUUGUAAAUACAGUUGUACAAUAUAUAAUGUACAGUUGAUAAAACUAAAGUUGAUGAAACUAAAGUUGUAAAAAGCUUAAAAG